Moesziomyces antarcticus is the source of this 2625-nucleotide messenger RNA. RefSeq names its product WD-repeat protein. The record is from RefSeq and is a predicted model, not a curated record. Gene Ontology annotation, molecular function: protein binding. Gene Ontology annotation, biological process: mRNA splicing, via spliceosome. Lineage: Eukaryota; Fungi; Basidiomycota; Ustilaginomycetes; Ustilaginales; Ustilaginaceae. The transcript has a single exon. The coding region runs from base 1 to 2625 and encodes 874 amino acids.
AUGCCGCCACCAGACGACGCUGCAACAGACGCAGACCAGAACGGCACUGGGCGUGCUGCCACUGCCAUGCCUCUGCACCCGCCCACGCAGAUCACAAUCACUGCUGCUCACGACUCGAGCUCGUCGCGGCCAUCCUCAUAUCCCUCGUCGGAGCCGGCGCUGCCCUCGCCCGCUCCGCUCACACCACGUGCAUCUGCCUUCCGGCUGCCAGAGCCAGGCUCUUCGAAUGCCACUCAUCAUCAGGCCACGCCGACCGGCUCAUUCACCGCACCCACAUCACCUACCGCGGCAAGUGCCAUGUUCCGCACCAACACCAUCGGUGCCACCGCAGACCCUGCCAUCGCCGCCGGUCAUCUGGCCCUCGAUCGAUCCGUCAGCGCGCAGCCGGAUCUCGGAGGCGGCGACGGACUCGGCAUCUCCGCCCUACUCUCCGCCGCCGCGUCAGGCGCAGCCACCAACGGCACCGCAACCGCAACUGCCAACGCUUCCACCGCUGCCGCCUCCGCCUCGGGCGGAACCAAGGAGACGUGGAAGCGGCGCAAGCAGGUGCUGCUCGCCGACGCCAAGGACCACACCGUCGCCGAUCUGCAGCUGCAUGGCCUGCGUCCACCGCCUUAUAGCUACCACCCUCACUACCAGAACUCGUCGAUCCUCGGCCAGACGGUCGGUCAGCUCACCGCGCACACCGCCAGCACGAGCACGAGCACGAGCACGAGCGCAUCGCGCGAUACCAACCACGCCACAUACGCCUCGUCGCGCACCGCCAUCCUGCGUCCGGACGACCCGCACGUGCGCAACGACAUCAUCCGCAUGAUCGACCAGUGGCUCGCCGACGAGGGCUUCGGCGCCACACGCCAGCUGCUCAUGGAAGAGGCGGGCAUCAAGCGGCGCGAGCGCGAGGAAGCUGGCCUGGACGCACGCAAGCUGCGCGGCCACAUCCUCGAAGGCGACUGGCCCGAGGUGGACAAGCUGCUGCAGAAACCGCUCGUCAAGAAUCACAAGGCGUUUCUGUACGCCGUGUACAAGCAGCAGUUUCUGGAACACAUCGAGCACCGCGAGUUCCAAAAGGGCUUCACCUUCCUCAACAAGCGCCUCAAGCCGCUCGAACACUACCAGCCGCAUCCGUCCGAGUUUCGAGAUCUCUGCUACCUCCUCUCCGCCAAGGCCGUCACCGACGCACCGUCGUUUGCUGCCUGGGAGGGCAUCCAGCCCGCCAGGGAGAAGCUCGUCAUGGAGUUCGCAGCCAUGCUCGAGCAGGACUGGCUCGAAAAGGAGGCCGGGCUUCCCGGCUCGGGCUCCGCGGGUGGCGGCGUUUCGGCUGCUAACGCCGUCCGUGCCGGCAGCGAGACAUCCGACCUGCUCGACGAUGCCAUGCUCGCCGACGGAAGUGCCGCCCCUAGUGGGUCCAAGGCCUCGACUAGCGGCUACACUUAUGUGCCGCCACAUCGCCUGCUCACCAUGCUCCAUCAGGCCGUGGCGUACCAAGUCGAGUUUGCGCGCUACCACCCCAAGAAGGCGCCUGUCAUCUCGGGCUUGCUGCACGACUAUACUGGCUUCAUCGUGCCCAAUGCUGUGGCGCACACCAUGCGCGGCCACCGCAAGAACGUCAAGAGCGUGCGCUUCGUCGGCGAAGAAGGGCGCAAGAUCGUCAGUGGCAGUAGCGACAAUACGGUGCGGCUGUGGAAUGCCAACACGGGGCGGUGCGAGGGCGUGUUGCAGGGGCAUCGUAGUCGCGUGUGGGAUGUCGACUCUACACGCACAGGCGGCCACGUUGCGUCGGCAUCGGGCGAUUCGACGGUCAAGGUGUGGGAUGUAGAGAGUGGUCAGUGCCGUACGACGCUGCGUGCAGGCGUGGGCGAUGUGUACAGCUGUCGCUUCCAUCCCGACGAGCGCCACAUUGUUUCGGCGGGCUACGACAAGCUCGUGCGCAUGUACGACGUCGAGACCGGCUCGAUCGUCAAGACGUUUACCGGCCACCAGCUCGGCGUGUCUUCGGCGAUCUUCAAUCCGCUUGGCAACCUGAUUGUUACCGCGUCCAAGGAUACGACGAUCCGGUUCUGGGAUGUGGUGUCGGGGCUGUGCAUUCGCACCAUCACGGGGCAUCUGGGCGAGGUGACGUCGGUGGAGAUCAACGAAACCGGCUCGCUUCUGCUCAGUUCGUCCAAGGAUAACUCGAACCGGCUGUGGGAUCUGCGCAUGCUGAGGCCGUUGAAGAGGUUCAAGGGCCACCAGAAUACCAGCAAGAACUUUAUCCGGUCUAGCUUCGCGCAUACCUCGUUGCUCGUCGGUGGAUCCGAGGACGGCUUGAUCUACAUGUGGGAUCAGGAGAGUUCCGAGGUGCUGCAGACGCUCGAGGGACAUGGACGCGAUACGCUCCAUGCACCUGCACGUGCGGGGCUGGGUGGACAUACUGCCAGUGGUGCGGCUACAGCAACAUCGGUGGUGUCGGACCUCACUUCGCUCUCGACCAACAACAAUGUGGCUUACGGCGCGGUGUGGAACAAGGCGCAGAGCCUACUGGCAUCCUGCGGCGACGAUGGAACGGUCAAGACGUGGAUCUGGGACGAAGGCAGGGAUCUCGAAGCCAAUGCCGACCUUGCCAGACGUUCCAACGAUGAUUCGUGA